AUGGGGUUUGUGCCCGCAGAUAUUUUGGCAGUCAUCAACCUCCCUGACAGACGGGGGUAUGAUGUCAGCUUCAAGCUCAUGUCUGGCUUGGACAGGUUCUGGGCCGGCUUUAGUGGGUUUCGGGAUAAAGAGGGGUGGAAGAUUUUCACCUUCAUCCCCAUCUCCAAACCUGACACAGCAAACGUGAACAUCAUUUUCUGGAAUGAGUCUGUGCCCCCCCAGGAUAUUGUAGUCUGGCUCAGAAGGCAUUGUGAGAUGGUCUCUGAUCUGACCAAAACUAGGGACAGUGAUGGGAUCUGGACUGGAGGUUGGAGGGUUCUUGUCAAGCUGAGGCAGAGUAACCAUGUCACCCAUCACCUUCCAAACUCCUUUUUCAUUGGGCGGGAGAGGGGAGUUUGCUUCUAUGCAGGUCAGCCCAGGCUAUGUUUCAAAUGCGGUAGGUCGGGUCAUGUGGCGAGUGUCUGCUCUAUCAUGAAGUGUAAUCUGUGUGGGGAGGUCGGCCAUGUCAGUUCUACCUGUGAGAACAUCAAGUGCAAUCUAUGUGGUAGGCUUGGCCAUUUACACAGAGAUUGCCCGGUGGCUUUCCACAAUAGGGAUGAGGAAUCAGUGGAUGAGGAAUUUCUGGUGGCAGCAGAACACCUGGAGGAGGAAGCCUUAAUGAAUGGGGUCAUAUCAACUGAGGGGGAGGUAAACCCAGAAGUCCAAGGGGCCAGCCUCGGGCAGGAGGGCAGUGUUCAGCAGACUGAGGAGCAGCGGCCACCUGUGGCCAUUUCAUCCGUUUCAGUUCCUGCCUCUGUGGAGAACGUUCCCAGGCAGAAGAGAAGGAAUAGGAAGGAGAAGGCCACCCGUAAACCUGAAAGUGAAUGGACCCGAGUGCAGAAAUCCGCUAAGAAGGUGAGAAGGGCGCCAGAAGGUAGUAUGGCAGUCAGCAACCAGUAUGAUGUCCUAUCAGAGUCAGAUGCCAACUCCUGUGAUCUAGAGGACCAAAUGGGAGGAAGAAGUAGAAAGGGAAUCUGCAGCUAG
Messenger RNA from Staurois parvus, 1023 nucleotides. Lineage: Eukaryota; Metazoa; Chordata; Amphibia; Anura; Ranidae. The record is from the annotation of a GenBank genome assembly.